Molecule: messenger RNA, 3742 nt
Organism: Triplophysa dalaica
Lineage: Eukaryota; Metazoa; Chordata; Actinopteri; Cypriniformes; Nemacheilidae
Gene: prrg3
Product: transmembrane gamma-carboxyglutamic acid protein 3
Exons: 4
Coding region: 118-840 (240 amino acids)
Cellular component (GO): extracellular region
Molecular function (GO): calcium ion binding
Source: RefSeq, a predicted model, not a curated record
AAUACAUUUGUGACUCAUGUGGGUGCUCCCUUGUUGGAAACAGGGAUGGAAAUGGACUAGCAAAUUACAACAGCCUGGAAGGUCAAAAUACCUCAGAUUAAGUUCUCUUGUGGUAGCAUGGCUGGAGCGUUCCUGGGUGGAAAGGAUGCAAACUCUCUCCUCAAACGUUUUCCACGUGCAAACGGCUUCUUGGAGGAGUUUCGGCAGGGCAACAUUGAAAGGGAGUGUGUUCAGGAGAGCUGCAGCUUUGAGGAGGCCAAUGAAGUGUUUGAAAACAAGGAGCGAACGAUGGAGUUCUGGAAGAAACGCAGCAUCUACACAGUGAACAGCAGCGCUGAUUCACGCUCAGAUCGUCCGGACACUGUAUACAUGGUGGUGCCACUCCUCGGCGUGGCUCUUCUCAUCAUCAUCGGGCUCUUCCUUAUCUGGCGCUGUCAGCUGCAGAAAGCCACGCGGCGGCGUCCAGCUUACACCCAGAAUCGCUAUUUGGCUAACCGCAACACCAGGAGCCUUCCACGCAUCCUGGUGCAUCGCGACCCACCCUCGCAUUCAGAGAACUCUCAUGCCAACGAGAGGCCCAGUGUGGUGGUCAGCGGUGUUGAGAGGGGUGGAGCUUCUGUCUCAAAUCAGGAUGCCCAUCAUCACAGUAACCGCACCCAGAACAAUCGCUCCCUGUACGUUCAAGAUUCAUCUUUGUCUGUUGCAUCCCACUUAUCUGGGGCCACCCCACCACCCUCCUAUGAAGAAGUUACCGGCCACUUAGAGAGCAGCAGCGAUGAGACUACCGCCCCCUACAGCGAUCCGCCGCCUAAAUAUGAGGAGAUUGUUUUAGAAAAGUGAGUGAAAAGUGACACAACGGUCUGUCUCGCCACUAAACGUUAGGGAACAUUUGAUGUGAUGCACUAGUUCCCGAGCACUUAUCCUAAUGUGGGUCUCACUCAGAAGGGAGUGUGCGAGUUUUGACCUCCCGAGUUAUAAGCGGUUGCCUUGUGUUGUCGGUCAACACGUGGACUGCACUGGUAACAUGGUUGUGUUUUAUAAAUUUGAAUCCUAGAGUUGCUGUAUGCAAGGUGUCUUCUAGACUCCUGCCUUCACGUUUCUUCGCACAACAAAUAUCUUCAUUCCGCGCACCUUUUUACUUCGCUUGAGCUUUCACGCCACAAUGCAUGACUAAGCUGCUACCCUUAAGAAAGACGCUGUAUAAAAGUAAGCGCGAAAUAGAUCCAUCCCUCAAUGGGAGAUGCCAAGUUCCUGGGCGGAAUCAUAAUCGCAUUGUCGGGUAUCAAGCUUCAGAGUCUGCUAGCCAAAAAAAAAGAGCAUUUGUGUGGGGAAAAACAGGCUGAUGUGCCAAAUCGAAUUGGUAUGUCAUAGGAAUGACCAGACAGUCUGUGACUACACGAUGUAAGAAAAACAUAAAUUGGAUGAUCAUCAGAUUACAAUCAAUGUGUGAAGUCAAUUGUUUAAGGCCGAGUUGAUUUCCAUCAUUUUCAAGAAACGUAAACGCUGUGAAUUCUUAUACCAGCAGUAUGUCUAAAAACAUGGCAACAGAAAAGUCCUUAGAAUUAGUAAUAAACUAUCACAUGAUGUAGAUUGUAAGUACAACAAGCUAAAUCGCAUAUAUGUGAAAUCACCUGUUUUGUCAAAGAUGCACUCUUACACGUAUGCACACAAUCUGCUUGUUUAUAGACGCAAACACAGAAAUUUAAACAGAAUGUAACACGAUUCUAUGUUUUUUACCUCUGAAUACAAAAACUCAGUAUUUAGGCCUUAGAUACAUGUACAAAUAGUCAAUCGAAUAGUCUGCUUAGCAGUUCCAAGCUGCCUACGGUUAUUGAGAGAUUUUACCUCAAAUACUGUGCUCACACAAUCACUCUCUCCCAAAACACAAAUGCACAAACACCCUUCCCAAUCGUGGAUAAUACAACAUUCCGGGCAUUUGAAUUCCCGUUUUCUUCUCCCCUCGACUGUUUACAAUGUCUUUUCUCUUUGUUUUUUACUAACUGCUUAAGAAAAUGUGUGAAUCUGUAUAGUUUUGUGUAGUUUUAGACAUCACCGGGUGCUAUACUGUACUAUAAUGCUGCUUGUUUUCACUUUGUGUUAACCCCCACUGUCUCUCUGCGUGUGAUGUUUAGCUUGUGCUCAAACUUGUCAACCAAACUGCCUGUUUGUAACGUGCGGCUAUAUCGAGUAUCUCCAGCUCAGGUUAAAACCAACGAACUGCUGACGUUGCAGUAAACGUGUAAAUAAUCUCUCACACUGCCAACCUUUGAGUGACCGGGAUGUGUCGAAAGAGAGCGGUAUUGUCACUAAACAAUAUGGCUGUAUUACAUGCAAGACUGAUAUUGUAAAUGUGUUGGGCGAAGCACUAAAACUGACAGAGCCUUAAUGUAAUUGUGCUGUAUUACAAAAUGCUAAUUGUACAAAAAAGUAACCAAACACUAUCAUCCAAACAAUCAGAAUGGAUUGAAUAUAAAAACAAGCACAGUAGGGUCGGAUGACCUUGCGUAUACUCAAAGAUCUUGGAUGAUGGGAAAAUGUAGCUGUGUAGACAAACUGCUGACUUGGAUUGUGUCUCUGCUCAUGUCCCAAUGAUCAAUCCCACAAUGCCCUGACGGGCUGUCUUUUGCAUUGAUGGAGCAUCCAGCUUGGAGAUUGCAUUGACAGAGGCUGGUAUAAACUGCGGAUCAGGUUCAGGGUUGGUUGUUGUUAAAGAUUUAAAGCAGAGACAACUCAGACCAACAGAUCUUCAGCGGAUGAUGAGUGUUGAGAGGUGGGCUGGACCAGAGGCCUGAGUGUGACUGUGUCUAAUGUUUAAUGUCACACUAUUUCAGAGUUAGCAAGACCUGGAUGUAGGUGGUUUAUCUAUAUUCAAGACAUAAAAAUUGAAAGAAAAUUGUACGUGUUGGAGAAUAUGUGUGUGUAUAUGUGAUGUGUUCACAUGCCUGUUGCCAGCACCUAUGAAGAAUGUGCCACAGAAGCCACAUGCUUUAUGGUUUAUAUGCUAAAUGUGUUAUAUACAAUACCAAAACCAUUGUUCUUCUUCAAAGCCAAACUGCAUGAUUUUACAUUAUAUGCAUUUUUACAUUGUUUUUCAUUUCAAUAUAUUUUUCACUGUGGCUCUGUUUAUGUCAAAUCUCUAUUACUGCUUAGACCACCUUUUAUCAACAUAAGCAGUUCUGUUAUUGUAAUUCAUAAUAACACAAUUGUACUUUUGUAUAUGCGCUGUAUCAAAUGUCCCUCGUCAUAGGCAUCAUGGCAAUCCUCUACCAAAUUGAUAUGAUAUACUCCAAUAUUCAUUUAGUUUGAAUAAAUAAUACAUAUAAUUAGAUCUGUGACACGCACCAGUCAAUAGUAAACUGACGCAUGGUAUUUCAUCAUAUUAUUUUUUCACGUUCUGUUAAAUAAUUGCUCAUGUAAAGAUUGAAUACAGAACACGGCUAACUUUCAAUCAUGUUUAGUGCAUUUUGUCAAACACCUGUUAAAGCAUUAGUGAAAUAUAUGCUUUUAUAGUUUAUAUUUAUAAAGAUCGUUGACUUUAAAAACAUUAAAAUCGUUUUUGGAGUCUUCCAUCACAAAUCUGUCUUUCUACAUAAUCGUAUGGAUCCUAACCAUGAUCCUAACAGAGCUUCCAAUGAGUCAGACAUUAUUUUUUGCUUUUAUGCUUAUUCUGACGUUUUAUGUAAUCUACAAUAACCAUCAUCUCUGGAUAAAUGCAUUAAAUACAGUGUUGUGAUUGUUUAUA